Messenger RNA from Fusarium sp. VM40, 3414 nucleotides. Lineage: Eukaryota; Fungi; Ascomycota; Sordariomycetes; Hypocreales; Nectriaceae. The record is from the annotation of a GenBank genome assembly.
AUGGCGAGUCUCAAUGUUUUGAAGACGGCUCUCAGGGAGAAAGUUCCCAACGAGGCCUCUAUAAAGCCCUUGUCCGAAAUACAGUACAGCGAAGGAUUUGAUCUAUUUCUGCAGUAUCUAGGGUGGGAGACGUACGAACAAUUCACCAUCCCUCAAUUAUCUCAACAACUUGUCGAUCUAAGCACAACGUGUAACCAGAUCUCAGUGCUUGAGAUUGGACCAGGCCCCAAGAGCGUCCUUGCUUACGUCCCUGGCUCUUUGCGACAGAGAAUCACCAAAUACACUGCGUUUGAACCGAACAGUUUGUUUUGCGAGCAGCUGGGAGAAUGGCUAUCCACGGCCGAGGAAGCUCCCUUCCCCUCGUCAAAGGCGACGGUGGUUCAUCAGAAGCCUUUCGGACCUGACACUCGCACAGACGGGACAUACAAUAUCAUCCUCUUCUGCCACAGCUUGUAUGGAAUGGCCUCCCAAGUAGGACUCGUCAAAAACGCACUCAGCUUGCUUGUCGAGAAGCCAUACGAUGGACUGGUCAUUGUGCUCCAUCGAAAUGAUUCUUUACAUCUCGACACCCUAGUCUGUCAUCGAUCGGCCUACCUUCCUGAUGGUGUGUUUCGCAUCAAAGACAACGACAGUGCUCUCGAUAAGUUCGCAUCUUUCAUUGCUGGAUGUGCACUACAACAUAAAGAUGAGCAUGAGAAUGUCCUGACUGAGUGGCGGAGAGUCUGCCGUGCCAUGGGCCGCCGUGACGAACAGCACCCACGCCAGUUGAUCUUCGAUUCGCCUGAAGUCAUGAUGACCUUCACUAGAUAUUCAACCAGCCUGCCUGAAUUGGCCUCACAGGUGCCCCUGGUAACAGGAGACUAUAAAGUCAAGAACAAGGAGGCACAGUCUCGUAACCCAGCCGCGGUUGUCAAGCCAACAAGCACUGCGCAGGUUCAGCGAUGUGUUCAAUGGGCCUUGAAGAAUAAUGUUGGCUUGACUGUUGUUGGUGGGGGGCACAGUGCCCAUUGCCGCUGGCCUAAUGUUGUAUCAGUCGAUAUGGGUGCCUUCGACCAGAUUCACAUCGUCAAUAAUGAUACCAGAGCUGAGGGUUCCGAAACGCUCGUGGUGUCUGGGGCCGGCUGUAAGACUGGAGAUAUCAUCCGACAGACCAUGGCAGCAGGCUUGACAGUCCCUCUGGGAGCUCGGCCAAGCGUUGGCGCUGGACUUUGGCUUCAAGGUGGCAUUGGGCAUCUGGCAAGACUUUAUGGACUGGGAUGCGAUGCCAUCGUCGGAGCCGUAGUGGUCAGUGUCGUUUCUGGUCAAGUCUUGUAUGUUGGCAACGUCCCCAACCAACAUCGGCCGUCUGAUGCAAUUCGUCCAGAAAAUGAGGACGAUCUUCUUUGGGCCCUCAAAGGUGCUGGGACAAAUUUCGGAAUUGUCAUUAGCGUCAUCUUCCAAGCCUUUCCGGCUCAAUUGUUCUCGGUUCGUGAUUGGGUCAUCCCUCUAAAAGACAAGCGUCAUGCAAAGCAGGUGCUCGAGGACUUGGAUAGUCUCAUAGCGAUACUUCCAAAAGACUCAUCCGCAGAUGUAUACCUCUACUGCGAUGGUGGCAAGCUUCAUCUGGGAGUGACUUUGCUUCGAUACUCAACAGGCGAAGUUAAUCUGAAAGCGCUCCCUCUCAUCAAUGAGUUUGUGCAUGGGGUUAUCGGCCAGCAGAAGAGCUCGAAGAUUGUGGAUGCUGUCGGAUUGUUUGAUACUGAGAUGUACAUGUCCGGAAUGCAUGGUGGUCACGGUGGUGGCAAAACGUGUUCUUUCAAGAGAUGCGUUUUCCUCAAGGAUUCUGCUAUGACUGAUGCCAUCAGUGUGCUGAUAGCUGCUAUCCAAGAACGUCCCUCACCGUUGUGUUAUUUCCAUCUGCUACACGGUGGCGGAGCAGUUAGUGAUAUUACACCUGAUGCAACUGCUUUUGGCUGCCGAGACUGGAAAUUUGCUUGUGUAAUAACUGGCGUCUGGUCUUGCCAUCAAGAUGACAUAGCAGUUAUUCAAAGCAUUGUUCGCUGGGUGUACCAAGUCAUUACAGAUUUGUUACCCAUGAGCCAGGGUGUUUACAGCGCAGAUCUUGGACCUGACCCUCGAGAUGAGGCACUUGCGACUAGAGCCUUUGGGCCCAAUCGCCGGCGGCUGGUCAAACUCAAGCAGGCCUUUGAUCCUCACAACGUACUAGCUUACGCUUGUCCUCUGAGACAGUCACUUCUGCCACAGAAGCUAGUCGUUCUUGUCACUGGAGAGCAUGGUGCUGGGAAAGACUAUUGCGCCAAGAUAUGGGCUUCAGUACUCAAAACAAACGGUCAUAGCAGCCUUGUCGUCAGCAUCAGUGAUGCGACCAAGCGUGAAUACGCCGCAGCUACGGGAGCCGAUCUGGGCCGUCUUCUCGGGGACCGUGUAUACAAAGAGGAGCACCGCGAAGCAUUGACGAAGUUCUACCAGGAUCUACUGCAAAAACGGCCACGCCUAGCAGAAGAAAAUUUCAUCAACGUCGUUCAAAGCGCUGAUGUGGAUGUUCUGUUCAUCACUGGGAUGCGAGAUGAAGCGCCAGUGGCCACCUUUUCGCCCUUGAUUCAAGACGCCAGACUUAUUGAUGUUUACGUCGAGGCUAGUCCGGCAACUCGAUCCCUACGUAGGGGGCGCCACGAGAGUCAUGGUCCUGCCUACCACGAGAAGGCUCGUGGUAGCAAGUCGAAGGCCGCCACCUCUAACUAUCGACCAAGGUUUACUUUCAAGAACGAAGAAACAGGGCAUAGUAUGAUCAGAGGGUUUGUUCUUAAGCGUCUUCUUCCUCUUUUGAGCGAGGAUCUUCAAAAGUUGCUUGGCAUGAUCCGUUCAGUUCCAGACUUCCCACGACAAGGAAUCGAGUUUCGUCAUGUGCUCAACAUCUGCCAACAAAAUGGAGGACUUGACUUGUGCGUAUCUCUCAUUCGGAGCCUAUGUCCCAGUGACUUGCGCAAAGUCGAUGCAGUGGUUGGCUGUGAAGCUGGUGGAUUUAUCUUUGCCUCUGCCAUGGCAAUCUCGUUAGAUAUUCGACUGAUCGCCAUCCGUGAGGCGAACAAGCUUCCCCCUCCAACAGUCUCUGUAGUCAAGCAGAUAUCACACAUCUCAUCUCACACCUCCAAUAGUGCUUGCUGCAGCACAUUCGAGAUGGAUGCCAAUGCGCUUCGCAGAGGUGCUUCGGUAGUGGUUAUUGAUGAUGUGCUUGCGACAGGCGAAACGCUUGUUGCAGUACUGCAGUUGUUGACCAAAGCCGGGGUCGAGGUAGAAGACAUCCGUGUCAUGGUCGUUGCUGAAUUUCCGUUUCAUCGUGGGCGGGAGAAGCUACGACAGGCUGGCUUCGGACGCAUCUGGGUUCAGAGUCUUUUGUGUUUUGACGGAGAGUAG